Messenger RNA from Etheostoma cragini (Arkansas darter), 3736 nucleotides. It is a transcript of the gene galnt1, whose product is annotated as UDP-N-acetyl-alpha-D-galactosamine:polypeptide N-acetylgalactosaminyltransferase 1. Bases 1 to 1656 code for a protein of 551 amino acids. The transcript is spliced from 12 exons. The record is from RefSeq and is a predicted model, not a curated record. Lineage: Eukaryota; Metazoa; Chordata; Actinopteri; Perciformes; Percidae. Gene Ontology annotation, cellular component: Golgi apparatus.
AUGGAGGAAUUGGGACAAUACUUUCACGUGGCGGUUGAGGGAAGUGAGGAGAAAGGCAAGGAGAUAUAUGGAGAAAGUGUGUGUGUGUGUGUGUGUGUGUGUGUGUGUGUGUGUGUUACAGAUGCCCUGAUCAGGACGCGGGACGGGCCCGGCGAAGGGGGUAAGCCUGUGGUGAUCCCUAAGGAGAACCAGGACAAGAUGAAGGAGAUGUUUAAGAUCAACCAGUUCAACCUCAUGGCCUCUGAGAUGAUUGCUCUCAAUCGGUCACUGCCUGAUGUCCGCCUGGAAGGGUGCAAAAACAAGUUAUACCCAGAUAAUCUUCCUCGUACCAGUGUGGUGAUUGUAUUUCACAAUGAGGCGUGGAGCACACUGCUGCGAACCGUCCACUCCGUCAUCGACCGCUCUCCACACACACUGCUGGAGGAGAUUGUCCUAGUGGACGAUGCUAGCGAGAGAGAUUUCCUAAAGCGCCCGUUGGAGCAGUAUGUCAAAAGGCUUGAAAUCCCUGUCAGAGUGGUCAGAAUGGAGCAGCGGUCUGGACUUAUUCGUGCUCGCCUCAAGGGAGCGUCUAUCUCCACUGGCCAGGUCAUCACCUUUCUGGAUGCUCAUUGUGAAUGCACAACAGGGUGGCUAGAGCCUCUGCUCGCCCGCAUCAAGCAAGACAAGAGAACGGUAGUGUGCCCCAUCAUUGACGUGAUCAGCGAUGAUACUUUUGAGUACAUGGCAGGAUCCGACAUGACUUACGGGGGCUUCAACUGGAAGCUCAACUUCCGCUGGUACCCUGUACCCCAGAGAGAGAUGGACCGCCGCAAAGGAGACCGCACGCUACCUGUCAGGACUCCCACCAUGGCAGGCGGCUUGUUCUCCAUAGACAGAGAUUAUUUUCAGGAGAUCGGCACAUAUGACGCAGGCAUGGACAUCUGGGGUGGAGAAAACCUGGAAAUCUCUUUUAGAAUAUGGCAGUGCGGUGGGACUCUAGAGAUUGUCACAUGCUCUCAUGUGGGCCACGUGUUCAGAAAGGCAACACCCUACACUUUUCCUGGAGGAACGGGACAGAUCAUCAACAAAAACAACCGACGACUGGCAGAAGUCUGGAUGGAUGAAUUUAAAAACUUCUUCUACAUCAUCUCUCCUGGUGUGACCAAAGUGGACUACGGUGACAUCACAUCUCGCACGGCUCUAAGACAAAAGCUUCAUUGUAAACCCUUCAGUUGGUACUUGGAGAACGUCUACCCUGACUCUCAGAUCCCCAGACACUAUUACUCACUGGGAGAGAUCCGUAACGUGGAAACCAACCAGUGCCUGGACAACAUGGCCAGGAAGGAGAAUGAGAAAGUUGGCAUUUUCAACUGCCACGGCAUGGGAGGCAACCAGGUUUUUUCUUACACGGCCAAUAAGGAGAUCAGAACAGACGACUUGUGUCUAGAUGUGUCCAAGCUAAAUGGACCCGUCAUGAUGCUCAAGUGCCAUCACCUCAAAGGCAAUCAGCUCUGGGAGUACGACCCUGUGAAGCUGACCCUGAUCCACGUCAACAGCAACCAGUGUCUGGACAAGGCCAGCGAGGAGGACAGCCAGGUGCCCAGUGUCAAAGACUGCUCACACACACGUUCCCAACAGUGGCUACUCCGCAACGUCACACUACCAGAGGUCUUCUGACCACACUCUGCACACUCCCAAACACACAUACUCACACACACAGCGGCCCAGAGUAAGCAAUCAGGGUGACAGACGUGUUUAUUAAAAGUGGGCACAAGGAAAGGAGAGACUUCCCAAGAGGGGAUUCGGAAAGAGAGGAGGAUGGAUUGGACGGUACUACCUCUGCCAGAGAUAAGAGGGAGGAGUGUGUUUGACCUUCAUCAGAGUGACAGAAGAGGAAAGACUCCCUCUAAGACACGAUGGCUGUGGUUUUACGUUGUUUUAAAGAGAUUUUAACUGCAGAGAGUGACUCACUCACUGGGCUCAAAUUAUGAGACUGGCCAGUGGAGUCAAGGUUUGCACUCGCAGCUUCCCUGGACAAAACAGUCCACCCCUCAACUCAUCAGUUAACGUUUACUCACUGCCUUUUAUGAGCGUGUGUGCACUUACGUGUGUGCGUGUGUGUGUGUGUGCAUGCGUGCGUGUGUACUCCUGAGAUGAAUGUAUGCUUUGAGAAGGGGGCUGAAUUCCUUGUUUUCCUUUUUUUUUUAAUUUAAUUUUGUAAUGAAUUUUAAAAAAUGAACUCUGAUGAAGAAGGGUGCGUGCGUGCGUGCGUGCGUGCGUGCGUGCGUGCGUGCGUGUGUGUGUGUGUGUGUGUGUGUGUGUGUCAGAGCCCCUCCUACAGUCCUGCAGCAGUGUAUGUCUCCCUCUGGUGUUUAUCCUCGGCAUCUCAUCCUACAGAUAAUCCUCUGCUGAGGAAUUUUGAAGGGCCUGCACCUUUUAAUAAAAAAACAAAAAAUACAAGAGGACCAAGCACGAGCACCCGACGUCUGCCAUCCGCAGAAAUGUAGAGAUAGAGAAAUAUGAUGUUUGUGAUAUCUUGAGAUUUCUAUGUCAAGUUUUUACAUGGCUUUGUUCUUACUGUGAGAGUGCAACAGAGCAGUAACCCUAGUCUGUCUGUCCGUCUCUGUUGUCUUUAAAGAUGUUUAACAUAGAGCUUACAGACACACACACACACACACACACACACACACACACACAAACACACAGGAUUCUACAUAUGUAACUAAUAUUCACUGCCUAAUGUAGUGUUAAACUAUAGGGAACUCCCCCAUAAGGCACUACGUAGUCACACACACAUCCUGUAUACAUAUAUGAAAAGGACGCACUAGCCUGAUACUUUAAUCCAUAUUGUCAUAUCUUCUUAAAAUAGACUCUUAAAAAUACACUCCAAGGGCUUCUUUCCUUCAGUGGAGUGUGUGGACAGAUGUGUGUGUGUGUGCGAGCAUGUGUCUUCAGUACUAAUCCCCAGUCCAUCAGCUCCCUGUUUACUAGGACAAACGGCUCCCAGGUUCCUAGCGGUUGGACAAACAGAGCCUGUAGCGUAGGCUGACGUCAGAUCAGCACAUACCUGCGUCGUUGUACAAAAGAGCAAAAGCUGCUUUUAUUUUCUAAACAUAGCUGAGUGUCUGCACUCUCCUAAGGACAUAUCUACAGUAGGAAAGGAAGCCUGGAAAGCUGUUAAAAAAUCAAAGAAACGUCACUGAGGUGAGUAAGGAGACUUUAUCAGACACAGAAUAAUAAUUGUAGAGAGCUGAAGGGAGUGAGGAGAUGAACUGUGGAUUACAACGAGCGCAGCAGCAGCAGACAUAUCUUAAUCCAGAACUACAUAUCUCACUUUGCAAGCUCACCCGCAGUAUUUCAUUAUUCAUAUCUCAAUGUGUCAUUUUCAUUUCAACCAUCAUGCUUUCUUUAUUCAGUUUUUUGUAUCACUGCUGCCAUUCAGAGCAGGAGAGAUGAUUGCAUAAAGGUUGUCACCAUUUGGGCUUCCUCCAGUGGAGAAGGUGUUUACACGGAGGACACUGGCUCAUCUUUGUUUUGGACAAGAUAGUCACAGGAGGCCGUUGACGGAUUUCAUGUCAGAGCAUGUGACUGCGUAGGGAAGAUAUGAAUGUUUUUUGAUUGUGAGAAAGAGGGAGUGUAACAAUUGUUCAGAAUUUGGUGGGGGGGGGGGUUGAGGGUUUGAAGUUUACUGACAUGUCUAGGCUUCCACGCUGAGCUGAUCCAAAUGUAGAAAAUAAAGGUGAAAAAGUUUACAGAA